This is a messenger RNA of Anastrepha obliqua, 3040 nucleotides long. It is a transcript of the gene Gale, whose product is annotated as UDP-glucose 4-epimerase. NCBI's taxonomy places the organism in Eukaryota, Metazoa, Arthropoda, Insecta, Diptera, Tephritidae. Gene Ontology annotation, molecular function: UDP-glucose 4-epimerase activity. The record is from RefSeq and is a predicted model, not a curated record. Gene Ontology annotation, cellular component: cytosol. Bases 168 to 1223 code for a protein of 351 amino acids. The transcript has 4 exons. Gene Ontology annotation, biological process: beta-D-galactose catabolic process via UDP-galactose, Leloir pathway.
GAAAAAAACAAACUUCAGAUACCAAAUAUUUUUGUAUUGUAGUGAACGUGUGUAUAUAAAUUUAGUGCCAGAUAGAACGUGGCAGAGUAAACUACGAUUUUGUUGUGUAGUAAUAGCAACAGCUUUGUGUGCUCAGGUGACUUUUUUAUCUUAUUGAAGGUAUUGAAAUGGCACCUCCAAAUGUUCUAGUCACUGGAGGCGCGGGAUAUAUUGGCUCUCAUACAAUUUUGGAGAUGCUUAAUGAGGGCUAUAAUGUGAUUUGCGUAGACAAUUUGAGUAAUGCAUACAGCUCAGGUUCCUCAAAGCUUCCCGAAUCUUUGAACAGGGUUCAAAAGCUUACAGGAAAAAAAUUGAAUUAUUAUUGUAUUGAUAUUACUGAUAGAGAUCAAGUUCGUGCCGUUUUUCAAGAGCACAAAAUCGAUAUGGUGGCUCAUUUUGCUGCUCUUAAAGCUGUUGGAGAAUCUUGUCGCAUACCGCUUCAGUACUACCACAAUAACAUGACCGGCACAAAUGUUCUUUUGGAAGCUAUGGCUGAUAACAAUGUUUUCAAAUUUGUAUAUAGUUCCAGCGCCACCGUGUAUGGCGAACCCAAAUUCUUGCCUGUAACUGAAGACCAUCCAACUGGAAACUGCACUAGUCCCUAUGGCAAAACUAAAUAUUUUACUGAAGAAAUUUUGAAGGAUCUAUGCAAAUCAGAUAAGCGGUGGGCAGUGGUUUCAUUACGCUAUUUCAAUCCCGUUGGUGCGCAUCCGAGCGGGUGCAUUGGAGAAGACCCUAACGGAGAACCUAACAACUUGAUGCCUUUUAUUGCGCAGGUUGCAGUAGGUCGUCGAGAUGUUUUACGAAUUUACGGAUCUGAUUUUCCAACAAAAGACGGUACUGGAGUUCGUGACUAUAUACACAUUGUAGAUCUUGCUGAAGGCCACCUAAAAGCUUUAGAAAAAUUAAGAAAUGUUGCGGAGACUGGAUUCUUUGCAUAUAAUCUAGGAACUGGUGUUGGAUACUCGGUUUUGGAAAUGGUCCAUGCUUUUGAGGGAGCUAGUAAACGUAAAGUUAAUUUCGAAUUUACAGAUAGGCGAUCUGGGGAUGUUGCCACUUGUUAUGCUGAUGCAUCGCUAGCGGAAACUUCUCUUGGAUGGAAAGCUAAACGCGGUAUACAUGAAAUGUGUGAAGAUACCUGGCGUUGGCAAAGCAAUAACCCCAACGGCUAUGCCCCUAAAUAACUUAUGUUAUAUGGUAGAUUUUUGCAAGUGAAAUAAGAACAGCCCAUAAUGCUUCAAUGGUAUAAUUUUCUCAAGCUUACAAUAGAUUUUGGUACCAUUUCUGGCCUUUAAAACUAUGACACCCCAUACAAAAGAAAACGCAUCAGAUAAAUAUUUGGCUUUAUUCGUUUUAAGAAGAAAUAUCCCAUUAUUAAUUGUAUAGAAUUUAAAAGAAAAAUAAAAAUUGUAUCCAAAUAAACAAAAUUUCGUUUUUCCAAAAAAAUCUUAUUAUUAUAUAUAGAUGGCUUCGCUAGGGAUUUAUCAAUCAACGUGCUUAUUAUGAGAUUUCUUCUUGGGCAGACUUUUUAGAUUGCCCCUUGAUUUACGCGCGCUUCGUAGCAGAUAUUCCAUGACUUAUAAGAUAAGUGAAUCUUCACAUAAAAUCUUUGAGCAACACAUCUGCUUUCCUUCUUAUUGGAAUAUAGAGAAGCUGCUUCUUCUUACUGAUUGGCGCGAUAAUCGCUUAAGCGAUUUUGGCCAACUCUAACAAAGCGCGCUAAUAGUAUCUUUCUCAUGCUGACUAGUGCCAUUCGGGCUCACUAAGUGAAGAUUAUGCAAUUCAAAAAGUUGUCAACGAAUGAAUCUUGAAUAAAGAAAGAGAAGGAAGAAUAAAGCCAAGAAUAAUAUAAUGCAUACGGUUAUAAAAAAAUUCCAAGAAGCAGCUGUAACAGCGAAUGUUAUGUACAUUAUUAAGGGGGGAAGCUGGUCUAGAAUUUUGAAAAAAUCGUGAAAAUGAAUUUGUCUUAAAAGGUGCUUUAGGGUCUUAGAAAUAAUAUACCAAAUGAGGGAUGCCAGCAAAAAUGUCUAAAUGCCCAAAUUUUUCAUUCGACGGCAGUGCCUCGCAGGUAUGCCCCGAACGCUAUUUACAACUUUAAACGCGUUUUUCUCGAAAUCACUUUUUUUAAACUGGCCGAAGACAUAACUCGAACAAAUCUUUACCGAUUCUUACGAAAUUUUGACAAUACAUUCGAAAUACCUUUCUCCGGAGACGUACGUAGGAUUUUUUAUUUAUAUUACAUAGUUUUUUUUUUAAUCAACAAUUUUAUGUCGUUCUUUAUAGUGAAAAUUGUAACUUUUUGUUCAAACGUGCACCAUUUCGCGAAAAAACAAAAUAUCGAAAAAAUCGUACGUACGUCUCUUUCUGUUGUUAUAUAGAAACUAAAAAAAUUUUAUUUUUUGAUCCAGGACAAAAAUUAAGGAGUUUACGUCUUCGGCAAUGGACCCACUAGAAAAAAAGGCGCCUUAGGAGAACUGCUGGACAGCGGCCAUUUUGAAAUUAAUUCAGACGAAAAAUUUUGUAUUUGUACCAUGAAAGCUAUAUUAUUAAACCUAUUUCACAGAUUUUCGAUUGAUUCCUUUGUUGAGUCAAAAUAAAUUCAUAAAAUAUGCCCAUUUUUUGCGCUCUAGACCAGCUUCCCCCCUUAAAUUAUAUAUUAAACUAGCAUUUCCCAGUGGGCUUCGCACCACCAUACAUAAAAUGUUUUUUUAUAUCGGAAGAAAUUUUUCAUAUUGAGUUUUCUUUAUAGAACUCGUAAAAUGUUUAAACAGUUGAAUUAGUUGAUUUUUUUCAUUCAACAUACUUUCUAAAGAUGUCACAAUAGCCUUUUCUGUACUUUUUUAAAAUUUGAUUGUGGUGGUCACCUAUUCACAGGUAAGGUGAAAGAGCCGAUAAAAACUUGUAAUUAAACUUUGAUUCUUUAAUUUCCAUUUCAAUUUUUUACGCUAAAUAAGUUAUGCUAAAAUAAAUAAAGCUAAAAAUGUUUUUCCAAUUCCUUGAA